Messenger RNA from Cornus florida, 2654 nucleotides. Its product is annotated as tubulin-folding cofactor E. The transcript has 16 exons. Gene Ontology annotation, biological process: protein folding. Gene Ontology annotation, molecular function: alpha-tubulin binding. The coding region runs from base 401 to 2035 and encodes 544 amino acids. NCBI's taxonomy places the organism in Eukaryota, Viridiplantae, Streptophyta, Magnoliopsida, Cornales, Cornaceae. The record is from RefSeq and is a predicted model, not a curated record.
UUGGAGAGGAUUUCAUUUCCAUAAAACGGCAUGAUUGGUCCAUCACUUCAUCAAUUUUCACAGGGAUGCACAAUGAUUGAAUUGGAUUGAAACCAUUAUCCAACUGAUGUGAAUGAUUUCUAUAAAAAUGGAACCAUAACCAAAUCGAUACGUCUUCAAAACCAAAUCAAUAGGCAUGGAUCAGAUUAGUUUGAAUUGGAUCCGUGUGCAUCCUAAGUUUCCACCUCCACAAUGCAAAUUGGGCUCAAUUUCUAUGAAUUAAAAUAUUGGGCUUGGCUCUCCUAUGAUCUCAACAGCGCUCGGGCUCGCCCAAGCUUUAAUUUUCUUCUUCCUAGUCCAUUUCCUUCAUUUUUCGUAGUCCGUACAGCUUCAGUCUCCGCUACCGACCGUUGAGACGAGAAUGCAGCAGGACUCACCAUCGAAGCCUAACCCGGACUCGUCCGAGUUGGGAAUCGGGCAGCGAGUCCACUCGGCUGGGGACUGCCGGCGAAUCGGGACGGUGAAGUACGUAGGGGUCGUGGAAGGCUAUUCAGGGGAAUGGGUUGGCGUGGAUUGGGACAAUGAAGAUGAAGGCAAGCACGAUGGUUCCAUCAAUGAGGUUCGCUAUUUCCAAGCGAAAUCAGCUAAGUCGGCUUCUUUCGUUCGGCCCAAGAACUUGAGCACUGGCAUUUCUCUGUUGCAAGCUCUCGAGAUCCGAUAUCGGACCACUUCCACCAAAGAAGAAGAAGAUGAAAUGUAUGUUCUCUCUGCAACAAACAAACGAGUAUCAGUUCAACUUCUUGGUAAAGAUAAAAUUCAAGAUAAACUGAGUCGCUUCGAAGAGUUGACAGGUGCAUCACUUUCUUAUUUAGGUGUUAGCACUCCAGGAUCCCAAUGUCAAAUCAGUACCAUUGUGCCAAAUCUAAAGGAGCUCGAUUUGACUGGAAAUCUGCUUUCAGAAUGGGAAGAUGUAGGCACCAUCUGCAAACAGUUGCCGGCCCUUGUUGCUCUCAAUCUGUCUAACAAUUUUAUGGCACGGGAUAUAACCCGGCUACCCCUGCUAAGUAACAUACGCAUUUUAGUUUUAAACAACACUGGCAUAAAUUGGAUGCAGGUUGAAAUACUUGAACAUUCACUUCCAGUUAUUGAAGAGCUACAUCUGAUGGGAAACAAAUUACGGGCAAUAACGCCUACAUCCUCCACUAUUGUACAAGGAUUUCAUUCCCUGCGGCUUCUGAAUUUGGAGGGUAAUUGUAUAGCUGAUUGGGAUGAUAUCUUGAAGCUUGAUCAACUAAGAAGUUUGGAGCAGCUUUAUUUGAAUAAGAACAAUUUGAAACGCAUCUGGUACUCUGACCAUAAUGGAAUGCAUGCACUGCCCAAUGGUUCUGAAUCAAUUGAGAAAAGCUAUAAACCUUUCCAAAGUUUACGUUGCCUUCUUCUAGGAAGUAAUAACAUUGAGGAUCUGGCAUCUAUUGACUCACUCAAUUCUUUCCCUUCUUUGAUGGAUAUAAGGCUUUCUGAGAAUCCCAUUGCCGAUCCUGGGAGAGGUGGAGUGCCAAGAUUUGUUUUGAUUGCUCACUUAGCAAAAGUUGAAGUUUUAAAUGGGAGUGAAGUUAGUCCUCGAGAGCGGAAGGACUCUGAGAUUCGUUAUGUUCGCCUAGUUAUGUCAAAGUUGCAUGGCAAGCCAGAAGAAAUUAAGCAGCUCCACCCCCGGUUUGAUGAGCUUAAAGGUUUUCAUGGAAUUGAGGAUGAAAAGGCAUCAACCAGAGCAGCAGGCCCUCAGAAAAUGGCUGCAGGACUAAUUUCUGUCACUUUGAAAUGCAUGGGAGCAUCCAUUGGUGAAAAACUCCCAUUAACAAAAAAACUGCCAGCAACAACCACGGUUGGCAAGCUGAAGAUUCUUUGUGAGAGCUUUUUCAAGCUAAAAUUCAUUAAGCCGAAAUUGUUUCUUCAGGAAGAGGUUUCCCCGUUACCGACAUUGCUUGAUGAUGAUAUGGCAUCAUUGGUUGACCUCAGAAUUGGCAAUGAUUCAACCAUCCUGGUAGAUGAAGAAUAAAUUUGCUGUGGUCAUUCUGCUACUCUGUACUUGAGGAAGCUGAGUGGCAAUCCCAGGGGCUGGCUUCAAAGUUUCUCGAAUAUGAUAGCAAAUGAACAUUUGAGGAGUCGGGACUCGCCAACUCGAAGAUUUAUAUUGGAAUGAAGACGAUGUUUUGGUACCUUUUUUGAGUGUGUUGCGAUCACUGGAAUCUUCCGUUGAAGAAUUUUGGAGCAACUGCUAGAACAUUGUUUCUUUGUUUGCAGCUUUAAAACAGGGUCUCUUGAACAUUUUUAUUAGUGGGUUUUGUUUUUUGGGCACUGACUUGAGCCCAAACUCCCCUAGACUACAUGGAUCCGUUAAAACCCAUCAAAAUGGAUCGAACAAAAUCCAACUUUGUGGAAAAAAAACUCCCAAGUUUCCCGGGAAACAAACACGUGCGCAUAAUUUUUGUGUCAUAAUUUCAAUUAGAUUUUUGGCCGGAUUAAUAUACACUCUAGCAAGAAGCUAGUUCAACAUUUUUUACCCCCUCUUUUUUGGGGGACAGUGAGAUAAUAAAACUCAUACCCUACCGUUAAAUUGGUACCAUGUCAUAUUGAACUGAUCACAUUGAUCUAUAUAUUUUUUAUACCUUUGACAA